UUGUUGAACAGCUGUACCCGCUGAUGUCCCUACCUGUCCUUCACGUGCGCAACGAAGUGCCGCUUGGUCCGACUGGAACCUGCAGACAGGGACAAUGACGGGACAUCACUGGGGAUACGGGAAGGAGGACGGUCCCUCUUCAUGGUAUAAAAACUACCCCGUUGCGGAGGGGAACCGGCAAUCACCAAUUGAUAUCGUCCCCAAUGAGGCGUCACGUGACCGCGAUCUGGGCCCUAUAAUGAUAAACUAUGACCACUGCACCUCCAUUAACAUCUCCAACAAUGGACACUCCGUAGUUGUGGAGUUCAAUGACUCAGAUGAUCGUUCAGUGAUCAAGGGAGGCCCACUCGAUAACCCUUACAGACUGAAACAAUUUCAUUUCCACUGGGGUGGAAAAGGACAUGAAGGCUCUGAGCACACUGUUUCAGGAAAUGGCUUUGCAUCUGAGCUUCAUUUAGUUCAUUGGAAUGCUGUCAAGUACAAAACAUAUGGAGAGGCAUCAACUGCGCCCGAUGGUCUUGCCGUUCUUGGCAUCUUUUUAGAAACAGGUGAUGACCACAGAUGGCUCCACAUGAUAACGGAUGUUCUGUACAUGGUGAAGUAUAAAGGCAGUGUCACAGAUUUCAAAGGUUUCAACCCCAAGUGCCUGCUUCCCAGCAGUCUUCACUACUGGACCUACCUCGGCUCUCUAACCACACCUCCGCUACACGAGAGCGUUAUCUGGAUCGUCCUGAAGGAGCCAAUCGAAGUGUCUGAAAAGCAGCUGGGGAUGUUCAGAAUGCUUCUGUUCACCGAAGAGGAAGACAAUCAGAAGAUGCGGAUGGAAAACAACUUCAGGUCUCCCCAGCCUCUCAAAGGGAGGAGAGUGCGUUCCUCCAAUUAAUAUGACCUCCGGAGGUCUGAAGUCAUAAAUAACCAAUGCUGUUUUUAGACAACAGUAACUGCAAUAACGCGAGAAUGCUUUCACCUCAUGAUAGCUUAUCCUGAAGGGUUUGUGAUUGUACGUAAAAGUAAAAAGUUGCAAUAAUUGUCAUCCCUGGUGGUGUACUCCCCACCCGUGUGAAACUUUAAUGGCAGUAGAGGGAAUUAUUUUAGGGGCCAAAAAAAUGCUUUUGUUAAGUUUACUAGGAAGUUGAAUAAAACCAGCAUUUACAGUCGUUAUUAUCACUAUCACAAACUGUAAGUUUAAUAGGUUGUACCAAUACUUGAACCAACGAUUAAGGAAAACAAGAGGACACAACAAGCACAAAGCCUUUUCACUCCUUUUAUCAUAUAUACCUGCUAAUCCCAUAUCGUUGUAGUCUGUAGCUGUUUCCAGACUGAUGCCAUAUCCCUUUGCUGUCUGCAGAUCUACAGCCCCCUUACUGAUUGCCAUUGAUUCCUUGUUAAUCCAGCCUAUUGCAGGUGGAUUCCCAGUCUUUGUGGCUAUAGAUCCCUACCAGUAGGGAUGCUUUUAUCUCAACUGCUCCGUGGACCAUAAUUGAGUGCACGAAAGUCAGGCUGUUUACAGUCCACAGAUGCAAUUAAUCCCAAAACAUGGUAACUGUUAAGGUCUUAUUAAACUUCAGGAGUCCAAACAAGGCCCUAUUUAAAAUCUUUGAAGCGUUCUGUGAUGAUCAGAUCAUUAUUAAUUCUGUCGGCAGCAUCACACGAUGGUUAUUAUUGUGCAGGAUGUAUUAGUAUUAUUAUUAUUACACCUGUGAAUCAGCAACAGGGGAAAAAAAGGAAAAGCAUGCAUGGUCCCCUAUAUUUGUGAGAAUUCUCAACUAAAAUCUGUGUUCGUGUUCACCAUUUGAGUUGCUGUAACAGUUGCAUAACUGUAACCUUUUACCUGUUAUCCAGAAUUAGGUGGAGUAAUUCAAGCAAAUGUUUAAACUCUAUCAUUGAUUAGAAGAGGCAAGAGUUCAAGGUAAUUAGUAGCUAGGUUGUAGAGCAGUGGGAAAUCUGGGCUGUGAUUGGUUAAAUAUUUACCACCUGUGUUGAAGAUGUCUAAAAAUACACUGCUUUGAACAACUGAAAAUACAAAAUGUUAAAUACUAUAAUGUUAAGAAUCAAUGUAUUUGCAAAUAUUUUGUAAGGAGAAGGACUUAAUGUCAGAAAACUGUAAUAUAUGUUUCUGUAUGUAUUACUACCAGACUGAAAAUAUAGUACAGCAAUACAUAAACGUGAUAACCACCAUACUUGGAGAAGUCCAGUAACAUUGCUUUUAAUUUUAGAAUACAGAGCCGAAUUGUUUUGCUGUCAUAUAUUUAUCGAUGUAUAUCUAUGGUCCCUAGAAUUUAGCUACAAUAUUUGUCCAGCAGAUGGCAGGUUUGGCUGUUUUAUUAAAGUUCUAGACCGAAUUCUUAUUUUUCUGCUAUUCAUCAAAAAUAUUUUCAUAAAAUGAAAUUUAUAUUUACAUGUCUAUUUAAACAUUUAAAUGGUUAUUUUAAAUAUGUAGCUAUUCAAAUACUGUUUGAUUUAAUUUAAUGUAUCAUUAAAUAAAUGCUUAUUUUAUUUCUCCUGCACCUGGUUUCUACAUUCUUAAAUUGUUAUUUUCUUUCUCAGAUUUAUUUUAUUCUCAUUCAGAUUUUAAUUACCUUUUUAUUUGUGUUUAUCCCCCUGCAGGUGGCAGUGUCUGCUCUCAUUUGUAUCAAACCCAGUAGCUACUGAUUUGUUUCACACUGAACGUGAUGAAAAAAAUUCACAGAAAAUAAAUAAUUUACAACAGUGCAUAGAAACCAAUAGUUAAGUAAAUUAAGUGAUGUAUUACUGGCAGGAGAAAUACAACAUUGUCAAUAAUACAUCAAUGGCAUAUUUUAUCUUACAUUGGAGAAAAUAACUUCGAUAACACUUGACCUUGCCAUUGCUGUCCUUUUAGUGACUGUGUAGGUGUUCAAGAGGUUGCAUUACCUCACCUGGUUUCAUUUCCACCUGAUGUCUAUGGAAAAAUUCUGCCUCCUGGCUAAUGAAUAAAAAAUGAGAGUAGGCGUAUGAAGUAUAUCUGACACAUAUUCUCAAGUAAUCCCUCAAAAAUAGCAUCAGUGAGCUUUAUUGGGACUGAGAAUACCUGAGCGGGCACAUCAUCUUUAGCCACGAUCGAUGUGCCAUGUAAUAAGAUACUACAGUCAGACCUCAGAAAUAGAGGCGAUCACAUGUAUUUUUAGCACCAGGAUAUCUACUUGCUUGUCAUAGUGAUUAUUUUGCCAGACACAGCAACAUCUGAGCAACACUGUGAAAUACAAACCCGCGGGACAAAAAGUUGUUGUUCAGGCAAAAGAAGAAACUUCAGUUCUCUGGAGAGUGUCGUGACAGUCCAUGUAUUUGUGGAGUACAGAGAAAUGUGCGAAUUACUGCGUGCUGGGGCCAAUCAUCAAUAUUGUACAUCAUUAUUGUGUUAUCAGUGCCAAAAGUAUGUUGACACAUACUUUGUUAAAAAGUGGUACUAGUAAUAAAAUGUACAUACAAAAACUAAAGGUAUAUGUGGUAAAAGUGGCCUUGUCGGUGUGCGUGCUUGUACUUUCUAUAUUGAUCGUCUUUUUUUCCCUCAGAUUUAUUUAGCUUUCUUAAAAUUUGAAGUACUUUAAGCCAACUUUGUCAUUUUAUUACACAACAUUUUAUUUAAAUUCCAGGUUAUUUCUGCUUUUAUUGUUUUACUAUGGUUUUAACUUCCUGAGCUUUUUUUAAAUAUUAUUUUUUACCUUAUUGAGAUCUUUAUAUUGUCAUUUUAUUUUAUACAGCUGCUCCAUUUAAGCUAUUCUGAUAUACCUUUUGUCUAUUCCACCUCAAGCAUGCAGAUCUUGUCUUAUUUUCAGAAAAAUAAACAGGUUUUUUAUAGAAGGUUAUGGACAAACAAACAAAUAAUAAUGACAAAAAAACCAAUUGGCAGAAACAAGCCUCCAUAGAUUUCUAUGCAUGUUCUCCAGCUUCUUUUCAAAGUGUUGGGUUAGGUCCAUCUUAGGUUAAUGGAUGUGAGGCAGAUAAAGUGUACUGAAUAAAGUGCUUCAUGAACGUAUGGUUAAAUGUGGUAUAUGUGCUAUAUACAUGGAAGUACAUUAUGUAUCCGGUUUAGUGUUUUG
Pelmatolapia mariae (spotted tilapia) is the source of this 4058-nucleotide messenger RNA. RefSeq names its product carbonic anhydrase VII (gene ca7). The record is from RefSeq and is a predicted model, not a curated record. The coding region runs from base 95 to 883 and encodes 262 amino acids. Lineage: Eukaryota; Metazoa; Chordata; Actinopteri; Cichliformes; Cichlidae. The transcript has 7 exons. Gene Ontology annotation, biological process: regulation of intracellular pH. Gene Ontology annotation, molecular function: carbonate dehydratase activity; zinc ion binding.